Drosophila grimshawi is the source of this 2086-nucleotide messenger RNA. Its product is annotated as glucose 1,6-bisphosphate synthase. Gene Ontology annotation, biological process: purine ribonucleoside salvage; carbohydrate metabolic process. The transcript is spliced from 2 exons. Bases 59 to 1915 code for a protein of 618 amino acids. Gene Ontology annotation, molecular function: phosphopentomutase activity. The record is from RefSeq and is a predicted model, not a curated record. NCBI's taxonomy places the organism in Eukaryota, Metazoa, Arthropoda, Insecta, Diptera, Drosophilidae.
AGCUCGACAGAUGAUUUUGUAUUUUAUCAAGUAAAUAUUUAUCAAAAUUGUUAGAGAAAUGCUCGCACCAAAAUUACCAGUGACGCCAGCGGAGCUUCUGAGCACGCUGGAGCUAUCCGGCUCGCCAGACCUCGACCAGCAGAUCACCAAUUGGAUAAUGUGGGACAGGAACGAGGCAACGCUGAAACAGGUGGUGGAGGCCGUCAGUAAAAAAGAUUGGGAGGCUUUACGCAUUCGCCUCUGCAACUCCCUUUCCUUUGGCACCUGCGGAAUGACAUCCGUGAUGCGGGCUGGUUUCGAUUCCAUCAAUGAUCUGGUUACCAUUGAAUUUGCUCAAGGCCUCAGUAACUAUCUAACGGAAUUAUAUCCGAGUGUACAGAAGAGGGAGUCUCAGGGCGUGGUCAUUGGGUUUGAUGUACGCUAUAAUGGUAAACGAUUUGCCCAACUGAUUGCCACAGUUCUGCUGAAUAGUCGAUUCCGGGUUUAUCUAUUCAAUCGAAUGGUCCCAACUCCAUUCAUUUCCUUUUCGGUGCUGCAUCUAAAGUGCUUGGCGGGCAUUGAGGUGACUGCAUCGCAUUCAGCAAAGAUUGAGAAUGGCUUCAAGGUCUUUUGGUCGAAUGGGGCCCACGUCUUAAUUCCACAUGAUAAGAAAUUGCAGACGGCCAUGCUCAACAACAUGGAACCACUUAACUCAUCCUGGGAUCUCUCCAUACUCGAUGAUCACCCACUCUUCCAUGAUCCCUAUCGUGAAGUUUAUCCAGCCUACUUUGAACAGAUGAAGAGACUGCUGCCCUCCACAUAUCUGGAGACGAAUGAGUGUAGUCAGCUGCGAUUUGCCUACAGUCCACUGCAUGGUGUGGGCUUCCCAUAUAUUCGUGAGGCAUUCUAUCAGGCCCGACUGAAACCACUCAUUGUUGUGCCACAGCAAAAAGAACCAGAUCCCGAUUUUCCCACUGUCAAGAAGCCAAGUCCCUUGGAGAAUGGAUCUAUUGAUUUGGCCAUUAAGAAAGCUGAGGAAGAGCACUGCACCAUUGUACUAAUUAACGAUCCAGAUGUGGAUCGUCUGGCAGUGGCUGAACUCGAUCCCCGAGGCAGAUGGAAGAAGUUCAAUGGCGAUGAGCUGGGCGCUCUUUUAGGCUGGUGGGCACUGGAGAGCUACAAGAUCCGCGUGGCCAAACCCGUUGUAUCGAAUUGUGUAAUGAUUGGCAGCAUUGGCAGCUCCCAAAUUCUGGCGGCAAUGGCCAGAGUCGAGGGCUUCACCUUUGUCGAGACGUUGGUCGGUUUCAAAUGGAUGUGUAACAAGGCUCUCGAAUUGGAAGCACUUGGUCGGACGGUACUCUUUGCCUUCGAGCAGGCCUCUGGCUAUAUGUUCUCGUUAAAUGUGCCCGAUAAGGAUGCCAUCAAUGCCACCUGUCAGUUGGCCACCAUGGCCUGCCAUCUCCGCAGUACCCGCAAACUGACACUAAUCGAGAAAUUGCGAGAGAUCUAUGAUACCUAUGGCUAUCAUGUGACACUGGCUAACACCCUAACGUAUGAUAAUAUCGGUAAGAUUGCCAAGGUCUGUGAUAGGAUGCGCAAUUUCAAGGAAAACACACCGGGCACAUAUCCCCAGUGCAUUCUGAAUGGUGAAUUCGAAGUGGUCAGUGUGCGGGAUCUGACCUUGGGUGUGGACACCUCCUAUCCGGAUCGCAAGCCGCGUCUGCCAGUUAGCCCCAACAAGCAACUGAUAACGUUUACCUUCAAUAACGGCAUGACAAUCACAUUCCGUGGCUGUGGCUCCGAGCCCACGCUCAGGGUUUUCUCGGAAAUGUUUGGACUGCCCGAGCAAAAGAAUUGGGAUGACAUGAAUGAAACCCUACAGCGUAUGACUCAAGCGGUUAUCUAUGAAUUUGUUUCACAAGUGGAUGAGGAUUGACGGAUGACGGCUUAGUUUCAAUGUCCAGAAAUUUAUUAUACAUUCUCAAAUUGCACUCAGUAAAUUGUUAAAAAUUUGCAUUCCUAUGAAUAUUAAUUUGGUUUCCUUAGUUUGUUAGACCUAUUUUUCAAUUCGAAUAUUUCAGUUUCAAUAUAAAUUAAGAAAUUUCAU